AUGCUUUUACUUCUGCACCUGAUGUAUGCACUUAAUGUGUGUUUUGUGCUGCGCCGUGAAACUGCCGUAUUGAACGUCGGUUGUUUUCAGGACCGAACCGUCAACGGUCUGCUCAGCUACUCGCGGAACCCACAGACGAACGUCGUCCCAUUAAUCUCGUCGCAGAACAUGGUCCCUCCACAUCCUCCGCAAAGCAUGCAAGAUAUGACUCAUUUCGGUCCGAAGCAUCCUUCUGUCGCCGCGUUGAGACUCGAAGGUCAUGCGUCGUCUCCGGUAAUACAGCGAAGCGUUUCUCCGAUCGGCAGUUCGUCCGGACCGCCGCCGAACAGUCCUAGCAGUCAGACGAGGCAUUCGCCGAUAUCUCCUACGCCCGUCACGGUUGCACCUGAGAAAUUUACCCAUGGAAAAAAGACUGCGCGGAGAAAAUCUUCUGCGGCGAUGUUUAAGCUGGAAGCUGUUUAUAUCGCGAGAGAAAAAGGAAAUCGUGAGGAAGCCAGGAAAUUUAACGUUGGAGAGUUCGGAGACGGGGACGGAGAAAAGAAGUAG
Soboliphyme baturini is the source of this 546-nucleotide messenger RNA. The record is from the annotation of a GenBank genome assembly. NCBI's taxonomy places the organism in Eukaryota, Metazoa, Nematoda, Enoplea, Dioctophymatida, Soboliphymatidae.